AUGUCGCCUAAACACAACGACGACGAUAGUAAUAGCAGCAGCAGCAACAAUGGCAAUAGUUGCUUACCUUUACAAUUUUCCAAGAUGGCCAACAAACUAAACUCGGAAAUACUAAAAACUUUUUGCUACUUGAUGCUGUGCACGUCUUGGAUACUGGGGGCGUUUGCUUCGCCCUUAGAGAAGCGUGAUACAUCAGCAGGGCAGCAGAAUCAAGAGAAUGUUCGUAAAAUUACGGCGCACACAGUAAUUCUUGGAAUAAUUUUAAUUAUCGUCGGAGUGAUUUAUUGUUUCUUUGGUCGUAGAUUUUAUCGAUUGACUAUGUUUUUGUUAGGAUUCUAUGUUGGAUCAUUAAUCACCUGGGUAAUUCUAACAAACGCUGAACCAAACAAUGGCUACGGAAAAGCCGCCUCCGUAAUACUCUUAGUAGUCUCACUAGCUGUCGGAUUGAUCAUCGGCCUUAUCACAAUGUGCUGUGCAGACCUAGCAGUCUGGAUACUAGGCGGCCUCGCAGGCUACACAGUCGCGCUCUUUAUUCUCGCAUUAGCCGACAACGGAAUAAUUCACUCAAAGGCCGGACGAAUAAUCUUUAUCCUAAUAUUCAUCAUAGCCGGCUUCCUCUUAAUGUUCUUCUUCAAGAACAUCAUGAUAAUCUUGAGUACGGCGUUUAUCGGCGCGUAUAGUAUCAUUUUGGGUCUUGAUAUGUUUGUCAGAACGGGAUUCAAAGAGUCGGUGAGAUUGUUUAUGGAUGGAAACCAUGAUAUUGUUUAUAAUGCGACUUGGAAGGUUUACUUGAUGUUGGCUGCGUUGUUGGCGUUGUUUAUUCUUGGAUCUAUUUUCCAAUGGAGCUAUCAUCGUGAUCGACAUUUCGGAUAUCUUCUGCAAACAAUGCCUUCCGAGAAGAAGAGAACCUCACUGCUUCCGCCGCCUGGUCUUCAGUAUCAUACACCACCUCAAGAUACUCUAGUUGACGACUUGAGGUACGCGCUUGAGCAUUCACGAGAACUAUUUGCUGACAUUGCGUGGGAGUUCUCAAUGUCUCUUAAACCGACAAUCAUCUACGCACACAAAUCAAUUCUGUAUGCGCGAAGUUCGCGUUCAUUUCAAGAGAGAUUCCUGAAAAAUAAGGAUGCAAAUGGAAUGUCUAUACGAUCAGUGCGGAUAUCCAAUACAGAACCUAUUGCUGUAAAGACAGAUGCGGACCCUUAUUUUUUUAAACAAGAAUUAAAAUUUUUUUAUACCGCAGAAGAAGGCAGUCAAGAGUUUCUGGCAGCUGUUGACACAACGGAAGAGCUGGAACAAGAAAAAUUAAAAGAGGAUUUACUUUACAUGUUGAAGUCUAAAUUGUACACGGACGUUGAAUUAAUACUGUCAAUGUCUGAGGAAUCUCUGGAGAUCUUCCCAGAUGAAGACUUUACUUCGACGUCACAUCGCGCUCAUAGAUUUAUGUUAGCUUCGAGGUCAGAAUAUUUUAAAGCCAUGCUUAGUUCACAAUUCAUUGAAGCUCGCGUGCCAUCGGUCCAUCUAGAUGCUACGAUAUUUACUCCAACAUCACUCAAUGUGAUUCUCUCAUUCAUUUACACUGGAAAUUUAACAUCGUCAUCGAAGAAGCCUCUUACUCUAGAGACAAUUGAGAUGGUAUGGAUAGGUGCUGAUUUUCUCGGGAUAAAAACUUUAUGCGAUGAAUGUAUUUAUCGUAUAGCGACAAAAGUUCAUGCAUUCGCUUGCACUUGUAUAGAAUGUCAGACAUUUAUACCUCGUAUUGCAAGCUUUGCAAAAGAGCACUCUAUAGAUAAGCUUUGGCAUGGAUGUCUACAUGUUCUAUCAGAAGGCUUUGAUGAUAUGUGGCCGCAAAAAAUAUUUGCGGAACUCGAAGAAGAAACAAGAGAAGAAGUUGUAUUAACAUUACUGUCCAACAUACAAAGUCAUAAUAUCGUCGCUACAUUUAAAGGAUGUCGACGAGUAUUGGCGCAGAUAGAAGUCAAAGGAAUCGGAUUACCGUGGAUCGAGAUAGUACGUGGUUCAAUCAAUCAGGUGCGCUCGUAUACUGCCGGGAUGUUGGUGGACAAUUUUGUGCAGUUGUGUGAGAAUGAUGCUGAAUUUUUAGAUUGUGUAGAUGGUGUCGGUUUUAGUUCCGAUUUGUUAGAGGACAUUAUGAAUGUGGUAGUUGAUGAAGGACUAACUGAGCAGAAUGCCGGUACGGUGCUUAAAUGUAUUACUGGCAAUCUAUUGAUGAGAGAAGCUGUUAAGGAUGCACAGAGUAUGGAAACGAAAAGGAUUUUGGUGCAAGCUAAACAGAAUGUUUACGAGUAUAUGAAAAAACGGUGGAUAGGGAUUAAACAGAUUGGUGGUUUCCAAGGGUUAAGCGAUUGGUUAUUGAGCGAAUUUGCGCAAGAUCUUGGUACUACGACCGCAGAAUUAACUGAGGAUGUUGAAGUUGCUGCCUCUUCCUCAUCCGCAGCUACUGCUACAACCGAACAAAAGCCACCAACUAAAGCUCGAGCUUCAAAUUCAACAAACGGAAUUCGUGACAGUGGAAAACAUUCCUCAUCUUCACCUGCUUUCAAAAUAAAUAGAACAGCCACUGCGCCAUCAACAAAAUCAAAGGCACCAUCAAGCAAUUCAUCAAAAACUAAUUCAGCGACGACAUCACCAACAUCAGCCACACCCUCUACCACAACACUUAGAAGAGCGGCAACAACCAAUAGCGUAAUAUCUUCAAAUGAUGCUGCUUCAUCAUCGACGAGUGGAUCAUCAAAUAGUAAUAAUAUAAAUGGAUCCAAUUCAAAUUCAUCAGUCGCAGAAAUUAAUACUAGAAAAACUAAAAGUGUCCGAAUAGCAGCAGCUGCAUCAACAUUCGGUAGACCUACACGAGCAAGUGUAUUACGUCAAAAAGCAUUGGCUGAAGCUGCUAUGAAAAAUCCAGUAAAGAAAAGAACAUCUACAGCACCAUCAAGGUUAUCUACAGCACCAUCAAGACUAUCUACAGUCAGUACGAAUAAUUCAAAGACUGCUAAUACUUCAACUAAACCAAAAACAUCUGCGUCUGCUCGGGCCUCGAGAUCUUCAUCAACCUCAUUACUUCAAGUACCAGGAACUUCUUCUUCAUCAUCGACAUCUCAGACGCGAGGCCGUAAUUCAACUAAACAAACAAACGCUUCAACAGCUUCAUCUCGAGCAAGCUCAAUAUCAUCUGCACAUUCACAGAAAUCCCCAUCUGUUUCCCCAAGUCGAUUUAGCGGUGUACGGCAAACACGUGCAAGCAUGUUACGCCAACUUAAAUUUGACGAGACAGAACAACGUCGUGGUCGAGAUACAGAGAGAUCAAAUGCUUCUCCAGCAUCUUCACGAGCAAGUUCAAUUGCAUCAGUUUCAUCGGUAGCAAGUUCGACAGCAUCAUCAUCAGCUGUUCACCCGAAACGAUCUCCAUCGCAAUAUUCCACCUCAACUACAAUGACUUCAACGUCAACUGGAUCAAUCAGCAGUUUACCUGCGAAACCACAUCAAAUCAAAUUAUCAACUACUAAAGAUCCGGAUAUUUCAGUAGGUAGGAGAGUAAUUUUACCGACAAAGAAUAAUGCACCUGGAACCAUACAAUUCUUGGGUGAAACUGAGUUUGCAAAGGGUCAUUGGGUGGGAAUAGAAUUAGAUAAUCCUGUCGGAAAGAAUAAUGGAACAGUGGCCAAUAUUCAAUACUUUGAGACUGCAUCGAAUCAAGGAAUAUUUGUUCGACCAGACUCAAUAUUAAUCAUUUAA
This is a messenger RNA of Ambispora gerdemannii, 3753 nucleotides long. Lineage: Eukaryota; Fungi; Glomeromycota; Glomeromycetes; Archaeosporales; Ambisporaceae. The record is from the annotation of a GenBank genome assembly.